Brassica oleracea var. oleracea is the source of this 2198-nucleotide messenger RNA. RefSeq names its product trehalase-like. The transcript is spliced from 11 exons. Gene Ontology annotation, molecular function: alpha,alpha-trehalase activity. The record is from RefSeq and is a predicted model, not a curated record. Gene Ontology annotation, biological process: trehalose catabolic process. NCBI's taxonomy places the organism in Eukaryota, Viridiplantae, Streptophyta, Magnoliopsida, Brassicales, Brassicaceae. Bases 297 to 2006 code for a protein of 569 amino acids.
AUUAAGAUCAUAGUGAUCCAUCUGAGUCAACUAAAUCUAAUCGUUCUCAUCCUUAAACAACAAUUGAUAGUGAUCCAUCUGAGUCAGCCAUAGGGUUUGGUGACUCCUCUGGAAACCCUAGUCAAAUUCAAUCAUUUAGCAAUGUAUUUACACAAACAUAAGUGUAGUUAAAUCUCUUCUUAUCCUCCUCAUCUCCUUACAAAUCCUCCCUCUCUAUUCCUCUCUUUGCUUCCUUCAUAAACCCAAAACGUUUCAUUCCUCUGUUCUUCUUCCUCGGUUUGUCUUUUGCUACUUCCAUGGCAAUCUCAGACACAGGUCCCGUGGUCCAGACGACCCCGUUCGUCACUUUCCUCCAGCGCGUGCAGCUAGAAGCGCACCGGUCCUACCCAAAUGAAAUAACCCCUGACCCCAAAUUCUACAUUGACCUAUCUCUCAAGCUUCCUCACCAUCUCUCCACCGUUGAGGCCGCCUUCAACGACCUCACGAGCGGAUCACGUGACCUGCCAGUGCCAGUGAAGAAGCUUGAAAAGUUCGUCCAUGAAUACUUCGACGAUGCGAAGGAUCUGGUCCCUCAUGAACCAGAGGAUUUCGUCACAGAUCCCUUCGAGUUCCUCCUCAACGUAGAGAACGAUCAAGUCAGACAAUGGGCACGUGAGGUGCACGGCCUGUGGAAAACACUAUGCUACAGAGUCUCUGACUCCGUGAGAGAGUCUCCUGACCGGCACACGCUUCUACCGUUGCCGGAACCGGUUAUCAUUCCCGGUUCGAGAUUCAAAGAAGUCUAUUACUGGGAUUCUUACUGGGUUAUCAAAGGACUUAUGACGAGUAAAAUGUUCACUACGGCCAAAGGUAUAGUGACAAAUCUGAUGUCACUUGUGGAGACUUAUGGUUACGCAUUGAACGGAGCUAGAGCUUAUUACACUAACCGAAGCCAACCACCUCUAUUGAGCUCAAUGGUCUAUGAGAUUUAUAAUGCAACCCAAGAUGAAGAACUUGUGAGGAAAGCUAUCCCUGUGCUUCUCAAAGAGUACGAGUUCUGGAACUCAGGAAAACAUAAGGUGGUUAUUCGAAAUGCUAGUGGCAAUGAUCACAUGUUAAGCCGCUAUUACGCCAUGUGGAACAUGCCUAGACCUGAAUCCUAUGUUUUCGAUCAAGAAUCUGCUUCAGCGUUUUCGAAUACGGUAGAGAAGCAACGGUUCCUUCGAGAUAUAGCCACGGCUGCUGAAACAGGAUGUGAUUUUAGCACACGAUGGAUGAGGGAUCCUCCUAAUUUCGCAACGAUGGCUACAACAUCAGUUGUUCCUGUUGAUCUAAAUGUUUUUCUUCUCAAGAUGGAACUCGAUAUAGCGUUCAUGAUGGAUAUUUGUGGAGAUAAAAACGGCUCAGAGCGUUUUGUGAAAGCGUCAGAAGCGAGAGAGAAAGCGUUUGAAACUGUGUUUUGGAACGAAAAGGCAGGACAGUGGUUAGACUACUGGCUUUCCUCCGAUGGUGACGAGCCCGAGACAUGGAAAGCUGAGAACCAGAACACCAAUGUUUUUGCUUCUAACUUUGCUCCAAUCUGGAUCAGUUCCUUUAAUUCAGGAACGUUUUAUCUUUGUAACAAUGUAGAUGAAAAUCUUGUCAAGAAAGUUGUGAAGGCUCUUAAAAACUCAGGGCUCAUAGCUCCUGCUGGGAUCUUAACCUCUUUGAAAAACUCAGGACAACAGUGGGAUUAUCCGAAUGGAUGGGCCCCGCAACAAGAGAUAAUUGUUACAGGGCUUGCGAGAUCGGGUGUAAAGGAAGCUAAAGAGAUAGCAGAGGAGAUUGCAAGGAGAUGGAUCAGAAGCAGCUAUAGUGUUUACAAUACGAGUGGUAGUAUUCAUGAGAAGCUCAAUGUUGCAGAGUUUGGUGAGUAUGGUGGUGGAGGUGAAUAUAAGCCACAGACGGGCUUUGGGUGGUCAAACGGAGUUAUAUUAGCAUUCUUGGAGGAGUUUGGAUGGCACUCUGACAUCAGCAUUGAAUCGUAGAUUUACUACCUUUUUUAUUAAACAUUAAUUGAAGAUCUAAUCCAUUUUAUUUUAUCAAAAACUUUAUAAUAGUGGUAAUUUUGAUAAUAGUUUCUUUGUUGUGGAUCUUGGGGUUCUGUCAUAAUGUUUUGGAGUUCCAGAUGUUUUAUGAUGACAAGUGAAGUUUAACAGAUCUAUUAACGUUUAUUGCAU